CCCUCGCAGCCGUGCCCCCGCCCGCCGGUCUCCUCCCUCCACCUCCUCCUCCUCCCGUUCGCCCCUCCCCCGCCGCUCGGGAGCGGAGCCUGCGAGACGGAGAAACUGGGGCAGAAGUGAAGAUGGCGGCGGCGGUGCUGGCGGCGGUGGUGGCGGCGGCUUCUCGCCAGUGACGCGCGGUGCGGGCUCAUCUCCUUCCCCACCUCCCUAGUCCGGACCCCGUCCGCCGCCGGGACCACACCGUCCCCGCAGCCCGCAGCCCGUCCCUCUCCUCCCUCCCCAGUCGCCCCCUCUCCCGACGCCCGGUCGCCGGCGGCGGCGGCGCGCCCGGGUCCCGGCCGCCGGCCUCGCACUCCAGCGCGCUGUCGCCGCGGGAGCGGGUGGCGUGUUGAUCCGCCCCGCCGGACCGCCGGGCGGCGGACACACGCCCGGCAGGGAGGCGGCGGCGGCCCCUGCGCAUUUGCUUCCCUCCAUUUGGGGACUGGGAGGCGGCGGCGGCAGUGGGUAUUGGGGAGGGGAAGGGGGUUGGGGGGGUGGGCGAGAGCGGGAGGGGGCCGUCCUCGGGAGGAGGACUAGAAGGAAGCACCAUGACGUCCAUCCAUUUCGUGGUUCACCCGCUGCCGGGCACCGAGGACCAGCUCAAUGACAGGUUACGGGAAGUUUCAGAGAAACUGAACAAAUACAACUUAAACAGCCAUCCCCCUUUGAAUGUAUUGGAACAGGCUACUAUCAAACAGUGUGUGGUAGGACCAAAUCAUGCUGCCUUUCUUCUUGAGGAUGGUAGAGUUUGCAGGAUCGGUUUUUCAGUACAGCCAGACAGAUUGGAAUUAGGCAAACCUGAUAAUAACGAUGGGUCGAAGUUGAACAGCAACUCGGGAGCAGGGAGGACAUCCAGGCCUGGGAGGACAAGUGAUUCCCCAUGGUUUCUCUCAGGUUCUGAGACUCUGGGCAGGCUGGCAGGCAACACGUUGGGAAGUCGAUGGAGUUCUGGAGUAGGUGGAAGUGGAGGAGGGUCUUCUGGAAGGUCCUCAGCUGGAGCUCGAGAUUCCCGCCGACAGACCCGAGUUAUUCGGACUGGGCGGGAUCGAGGGUCUGGGCUUUUGGGCAGUCAGCCCCAGCCAGUUAUUCCUGCUUCUGUCAUUCCAGAGGAGCUGAUUUCACAGGCCCAGGUCGUUUUACAAGGCAAAUCCAGAAGUGUCAUUAUUCGGGAACUUCAGCGAACAAAUCUUGAUGUAAACCUCGCUGUAAAUAAUUUACUUAGCCGGGAUGAUGAAGAUGGAGAUGAUGGGGAUGAUACAGCCAGUGAAUCUUACUUGCCUGGAGAGGAUCUUAUGUCUCUUCUUGAUGCUGACAUUCAUUCUGCCCACCCAAGUGUUAUUAUUGAUGCAGAUGCCAUGUUUUCUGAAGACAUUAGCUAUUUUGGUUAUCCUUCUUUUCGUCGUUCAUCGCUUUCCAGGCUAGGCUCAUCUCGAGUUCUCCUUCUUCCCUUAGAGAGAGACUCUGAGCUGUUGCGUGAACGUGAAUCCGUUUUACGUUUACGUGAACGAAGGUGGCUUGAUGGAGCCUCAUUUGAUAAUGAAAGGGGCUCUACCAGCAAGGAAGGAGAGCCAAACUUGGAUAAGAAGAAUACACCUGUUCAAAGUCCAGUAUCUCUAGGAGAAGAUUUGCAGUGGUGGCCUGAUAAGGAUGGAACAAAGUUCAUCUGUAUUGGGGCUCUAUAUUCUGAGCUUCUGGCUGUCAGCAGUAAAGGAGAACUUUAUCAGUGGAAGUGGAGUGAAUCUGAGCCUUACAGAAAUGCACAGAAUCCUUCACUGCAUCAUCCACGAGCAACAUUUCUGGGGCUAACCAAUGAAAAGAUAGUCCUGCUGUCUGCAAAUAGCAUAAGAGCAACUGUAGCUACAGAAAAUAACAAGGUUGCUACAUGGGUAGAUGAAACUUUAAGUUCUGUGGCUUCUAAAUUAGAGCACACUGCACAGACUUACUCAGAACUUCAAGGUGAACGGAUUGUUUCUUUACAUUGCUGUGCCCUUUACACCUGUGCCCAGCUAGAGAACAAUUUAUAUUGGUGGGGUGUAGUCCCUUUUAGUCAAAGGAAAAAAAUGUUAGAGAAGGCUAGAGCCAAAAAUAAAAAGCCCAAAUCUAGUGCUGGUAUUUCUUCAAUGCCGAACAUCACUGUGGGUACCCAGGUGUGCUUAAGGAAUAAUCCUCUUUAUCAUGCUGGAGCAGUUGCAUUUUCAAUUAGUGCUGGGAUUCCUAAAGUUGGUGUCUUAAUGGAAUCAGUUUGGAAUAUGAAUGAUAGCUGUAGAUUUCAACUAAGAUCUCCAGAGAGCUUGAAAAGCAUGGACAAAGCUAGCAAAACUACUGAAGCUAAGCCUGAAAGUAAGCAGGAACCAGUGAAAACGGAAAUGGGUCCCCCGCCAUCUCCGGCCUCCACAUGCAGUGACGCGUCCUCAAUCGCCAGCAGCGCAUCAAUGCCAUAUAAACGACGACGGUCCACCCCUGCCCCGAAAGAGGAAGAAAAGGUGAACGAAGAGCAGUGGUCUCUUCGGGAAGUCGUUUUUGUGGAAGAUGUUAAGAAUGUUCCUGUUGGCAAGGUGCUAAAAGUGGAUGGUGCCUAUGUUGCUGUAAAAUUUCCAGGAACAUCCAAUAACACAAACUGUCAGAGCAGCUCUGGAUCAGAUGCUGACCCUUCUUCUCUCCUGCAGGAUUGUAGGUUACUUAGAAUUGAUGAACUGCAGGUUGUCAAAACUGGCGGGACACCAAAAGUUCCUGACUGUUUCCAAAGGACUCCUAAAAAGCUUUGUAUACCUGAAAAAACAGAAAUAUUGGCCGUGAAUGUGGAUUCCAAAGGUGUGCAUGCUGUUUUGAAGACUGGGAAUUGGGUACGGUACUGUAUCUUUGAUCUUGCGACAGGAAAAGCAGAACAGGAAAAUAAUUUCCCUACAAGCAGCAUUGCUUUCCUUGGCCAGAAUGAGAGGAAUGUAGCCAUUUUCACUGCUGGACAGGAGUCUCCUAUUAUUCUUCGAGAUGGAAAUGGUACUAUCUACCCCAUGGCCAAAGAUUGCAUGGGAGGAAUAAGGGAUCCUGAUUGGCUUGAUCUUCCACCUAUUAGUAGUCUUGGAAUGGGCGUGCAUUCUUUAAUAAAUCUUCCUGCCAAUUCAACAAUCAAAAAGAAAGCUGCUAUUAUCAUCAUGGCUGUGGAGAAACAAACCUUAAUGCAGCACAUCCUACGCUGUGACUAUGAGGCCUGUCGACAAUAUCUCAUGAAUCUUGAGCAAGCGGUUGUUUUAGAGCAGAAUCUACAGAUGCUACAGACGUUCAUCAGCCACAGAUGUGAUGGAAACCGAAAUAUUUUGCAUGCUUGUGUAUCAGUUUGUUUUCCAACGAGCAAUAAGGAAACUAAAGAAGAAGAGGAAGCAGAGCGCUCUGAAAGAAAUACAUUUGCAGAAAGGCUUUCUGCUGUUGAGGCCAUUGCAAAUGCAAUAUCCGUUGUUUCAAGUAAUGGCCCAGGUAAUCGGGCUGGAUCAUCAAGUAGUCGAAGUUUGAGGUUACGGGAAAUGAUGAGACGUUCGUUGAGAGCAGCUGGUUUGGGUAGACAUGAAGCUGGAGCUUCAUCCAGUGACCACCAGGAUCCAGUUUCACCCCCCAUAGCUCCCCCUAGUUGGGUUCCUGACCCUCCUGCGAUGGAUCCUGAUGGUGACAUUGAUUUUAUCCUGGCCCCUGCUGUGGGAUCUCUUACCACAGCAGCGACUGGCACCGGUCAAGGACCAAGCACCUCCACCAUUCCAGGUCCUUCCACAGAGCCAUCUGUAGUAGAAUCCAAGGAUCGGAAGGCCAAUGCUCAUUUUAUAUUAAAAUUGUUAUGCGACAGUGUUGUUCUGCAGCCCUAUUUACGAGAACUCCUCUCUGCCAAGGACGCAAGAGGGAUGACCCCAUUCAUGUCAGCUGUAAGUGGCCGAGCUUAUCCAGCUGCAAUUACCAUCUUAGAAACAGCCCAGAAAAUUGCAAAAGCUGAAGUAUCCUCGAGUGAAAAAGAGGAAGAUGUAUUUAUGGGAAUGGUUUGCCCAUCAGGUACCAACCCUGAUGACUCACCCUUAUAUGUGUUAUGUUGUAAUGAUACCUGCAGUUUUACAUGGACAGGAGCAGAGCACAUUAACCAGGAUAUUUUUGAGUGUCGAACUUGUGGCUUGCUGGAGUCACUCUGUUGUUGUACAGAAUGUGCAAGAGUUUGUCAUAAAGGUCAUGAUUGCAAACUCAAACGGACAUCACCAACAGCGUAUUGUGAUUGUUGGGAGAAAUGUAAGUGUAAAACUCUAAUUGCUGGACAGAAAUCUGCUCGUCUUGAUCUACUUUAUCGCCUACUCACUGCCACUAAUCUGGUCACUCUGCCAAACAGCAGGGGAGAGCACCUCUUACUGUUUUUAGUGCAGACAGUUGCAAGGCAGACAGUAGAGCACUGCCAGUACAGACCUCCUCGGAUCAGGGAGGAUCGUAAUAGAAAAACAGCCAAUCCUGAAGAUUCAGAUAUGCCUGAUCAUGAUUUAGAGCCCCCAAGGUUUGCCCAGCUUGCAUUGGAGCGUGUUCUACAGGAUUGGAAUGCUUUGAAAUCUAUGAUUAUGUUUGGCUCACAGGAGAAUAAAGACCCUCUCAGUGCCAGCAGUAGGAUAGGCCAUCUUUUGCCAGAAGAGCAAGUUUACCUCAAUCAGCAAAGUGGCACCAUUCGGCUGGACUGUUUCACUCAUUGCCUUAUAGUCAAGUGUACAGCAGAUAUUUUGCUUUUAGAUACUCUACUGGGUACACUCGUGAAAGAACUCCAAAACAAAUACACACCUGGACGUAGAGAAGAAGCUAUUGCUGUGACAAUGAGGUUUUUGCGUUCAGUGGCAAGAGUUUUUGUCAUUCUUAGUGUGGAAAUGGCUUCAUCCAAAAAGAAAAAUAACUUUAUUCCGCAGCCAAUUGGAAAAUGCAAGCGUGUAUUCCAAGCACUGCUACCUUAUGCUGUAGAAGAACUGUGCAAUGUAGCAGAGUCGCUGAUUGUUCCUGUCAGAAUGGGGAUCGCUCGCCCGACUGCACCUUUCACUCUGGCUAGUACUAGCAUAGAUGCCAUGCAAGGCAGUGAAGAACUGUUCUCCGUGGAACCACUGCCACCACGACCAUCAUCUGAUCAGUCUAGCAGCUCCAGUCAGUCUCAGUCUUCUUACAUCAUCCGGAACCCACAGCAGAGGCGCAUCAGCCAGUCGCAGCCUGUUCGGGGCAGAGAUGAAGAACAGGAUGACAUUGUUUCAGCAGACGUGGAAGAGGUUGAGGUGGUGGAGGGUGUGGCUGGAGAAGAGGAUCAUCAUGAUGAACAGGAAGAACAUGGGGAAGAAAAUGCUGAGGCAGAGGGACAACAUGAUGAGCAUGAUGAAGACGGGAGUGACAUGGAGCUGGACUUGUUAGCAGCAGCUGAAACAGAAAGUGACAGUGAAAGUAACCAUAGCAACCAAGAUAAUGCUAGUGGGCGUAGAAGUGUUGUCACAGCAGCAACCGCUGGCUCGGAAGCAGGUGCAAGCAGUGUUCCUGCCUUCUUUUCUGAAGAUGAUUCGCAGUCAAAUGACUCAAGUGACUCUGAUAGCAGCAGUAGUCAAAGUGAUGACAUAGAACAGGAGACCUUUAUGCUUGAUGAGCCAUUAGAGAGAACCACAAAUAGCUCCCAUGCCAACGGUGCUGCCCAAGCUCCCCGGUCCAUGCAGUGGGCUGUCCGCAACACCCAACAUCAGCGGGCAGCCAGCACGGCCCCUUCUAGCACAUCCACACCAGCAGCAAGUUCAGCGGGUUUGAUUUAUAUUGAUCCUUCAAAUUUACGCCGGAGUGGUACCAUCAGCACGAGUGCUGCUGCUGCAGCAGCUGCUUUGGAAGCUAGCAAUGCCAGCAGCUACUUAACAUCUGCGAGCAGUUUAGCCAGGGCUUACAGCAUUGUUAUCAGACAAAUCUCGGACUUGAUGGGCCUUAUUCCUAAGUAUAAUCACCUAGUGUACUCUCAGAUUCCAGCAGCUGUGAAAUUGACUUACCAAGAUGCAGUAAACUUACAGAAUUAUGUAGAAGAAAAGCUUAUUCCCACUUGGAACUGGAUGGUCAGUAUUAUGGAUUCUACUGAAGCUCAAUUACGUUAUGGUUCUGCAUUAGCAUCUGCUGGUGAUCCAGGACAUCCAAAUCAUCCUCUUCAUGCUUCUCAGAAUUCAGCUCGAAGAGAGAGGAUGACUGCACGAGAAGAGGCUAGUUUACGAACCCUUGAAGGCAGACGACGUGCCACAUUGCUUAGCGCCCGUCAAGGAAUGAUGUCUGCCCGAGGGGACUUCCUAAAUUAUGCACUGUCUUUAAUGCGGUCUCAUAAUGAUGAGCAUUCUGAUGUUCUUCCAGUUUUGGAUGUUUGCUCAUUGAAGCAUGUGGCAUAUGUUUUUCAAGCCCUUAUAUAUUGGAUUAAAGCAAUGAAUCAGCAGACAACAUUGGAUACACCUCAACUGGAACGCAAAAGGACGCGAGAACUCUUGGAACUGGGUAUUGAUAAUGAAGAUUCAGAACAUGAAAAUGAUGAUGACACCAAUCAAAGUGCUACUUUGAAUGAUAAGGAUGAUGACUCUCUUCCUGCAGAAACUGGUCAAAACCAUCCAUUUUUCCGACGCUCAGACUCCAUGACAUUCCUUGGAUGUAUACCCCCAAAUCCAUUUGAAGUGCCUCUGGCUGAAGCCAUCCCUUUGGCUGAUCAGCCACAUCUGUUGCAGCCAAACGCUAGAAAGGAGGAUCUUUUUGGCCGUCCAAGUCAGGGUCUUUAUUCUUCAUCUGCCAGUAGUGGGAAAUGCUUAAUGGAGGUUACAGUGGAUAGAAACUGCCUUGAGGUCCUUCCAACUAAAAUGUCUUAUGCUGCCAAUUUGAAAAAUGUAAUGAACAUGCAAAAUCGACAAAAAAAAGAAGGGGAAGAACAGAAUAUGGUGCCAGAAGAAGCUGAAAGUUCAAAACCAGGGCCAUCUGCUCAUGAUCUUGCUGCACAAUUGAAAAGCAGUUUACUAGCAGAAAUAGGACUGACUGAAAGUGAAGGGCCACCUCUUACGUCUUUCAGGCCACAGUGUAGCUUCAUGGGAAUGGUUAUUUCCCACGAUAUGCUGUUAGGACGCUGGCGCCUCUCUUUGGAACUAUUCGGCAGGGUGUUCAUGGAAGAUGUUGGAGCAGAACCUGGAUCAGUAUGUGUUGUGAGCACUUUUAAUUCUGUUCUGCCUGAUAAGAACAUACGUCAGAGAAUAAUUCUGUCAUACAUUUGUUUUUUUUUAAAGAUCCUAACCGAAUUGGGUGGUUUUGAGGUAAAAGAAUCAAAAUUCCGUAGAGAAAUGGAAAAACUGAGAAACCAGCAGUCAAGAGAUUUAUCACUAGAGGUUGAUCGUGAUCGAGAUCUUCUUAUUCAGCAGACCAUGAGGCAGCUUAACAAUCACUUUGGUCGAAGAUGUGCUACUACACCAAUGGCUGUACACAGAGUAAAAGUCACAUUUAAGGAUGAACCAGGAGAGGGCAGUGGUGUAGCACGAAGUUUUUAUACAGCCAUUGCACAAGCUUUUUUGUCAAAUGAAAAACUGCCAAAUUUAGAUUGUAUCCAAAAUGCCAACAAAGGCACUCAUACGAGUUUAAUGCAGAGAUUAAGAAACAGAGGAGAGAGGGAUCGGGAAAGGGAGAGAGAAAGGGAAAUGAGGAGGAGUAGUGGCUUGCGAGCAGGUUCUCGGAGAGAUCGAGAUAGAGACUUUAGAAGACAGCUUUCCAUUGACACUAGACCCUUCAGACCAGCUUCUGAAGGGAAUCCUAGUGAUGAUCCUGAUCCUCUGCCAGCACAUCGUCAAGCACUUGGAGAGAGACUUUAUCCCCGAGUGCAAGCAAUGCAACCAGCGUUUGCAAGUAAAAUCACCGGCAUGCUGUUGGAAUUAUCCCCAGCUCAGCUGCUUCUCCUUCUAGCAAGUGAAGAUUCUCUGAGAGCAAGAGUGGAUGAAGCCAUGGAACUCAUUAUAGCACAUGGACGGGAAAAUGGAGCUGAUAGUAUCCUGGAUCUUGGAUUAUUAGACUCCUCAGAAAAGGUACAGGAAAACCGAAAGCGUCAUGGUUCUAGUCGAAGUGUUGUAGAUAUGGAUUUAGACGAUACAGAUGAUGGUGACGAUAAUGCCCCUUUGUUUUACCAACCUGGAAAAAGAGGAUUUUAUACUCCACGGCCUGGCAAAAACACAGAAGCAAGGUUGAAUUGUUUCAGAAACAUUGGCAGGAUUCUUGGACUAUGUCUGUUACAGAAUGAACUAUGUCCUAUUACAUUGAAUAGACAUGUAAUUAAAGUGUUGCUUGGUAGGAAAGUCAAUUGGCAUGAUUUUGCUUUUUUUGACCCUGUGAUGUAUGAGAGUUUACGGCAACUUAUCCUCGCUUCUCAGAGUUCAGAUGCUGAUGCUGUUUUCUCUGCAAUGGAUUUGGCAUUUGCAAUUGACUUGUGUAAAGAAGAGGGUGGAGGACAGGUUGAACUUAUUCCUAAUGGUGUAAAUAUACCAGUCACUCCUCAGAAUGUGUAUGAAUAUGUGCGGAAAUAUGCAGAACACAGAAUGUUGGUAGUUGCAGAACAGCCAUUACAUGCAAUGAGGAAAGGUCUACUGGAUGUGCUUCCCAAAAAUUCAUUAGAAGAUUUAACAGCAGAAGAUUUUAGACUUUUGGUAAAUGGCUGUGGUGAAGUUAAUGUGCAGAUGUUGAUCAGUUUCACCUCUUUCAAUGAUGAAUCAGGAGAAAAUGCUGAGAAGCUCUUGCAGUUCAAGCGUUGGUUCUGGUCAAUAGUAGAGAAAAUGAGCAUGACAGAACGACAAGAUCUUGUUUACUUUUGGACAUCAAGCCCAUCAUUACCAGCCAGUGAAGAAGGAUUUCAGCCUAUGCCCUCAAUCACAAUAAGACCACCAGAUGACCAACAUCUUCCUACCGCAAACACUUGUAUUUCUCGACUUUACGUCCCACUCUAUUCCUCUAAACAGAUUCUCAAACAGAAGUUGCUACUCGCCAUUAAGACCAAGAAUUUUGGUUUUGUGUAGAGUAUAAAAAGUGUGUAUUGCUGUGUAAUAUUACUAGCUAAUUUUGUAGAUUUUUUUCCAUUUGUCUAUAAAAGUUUAUGGAAGUUAAUGCUGUCACACCCUGGUGGUACCUUAAAGAGAUUAAAUGCAAACAUUCCUUGCUGAGUUUGUAGCUUAAAGGCCUGAGGAGCACUAGCAACAUUUGACUAUAAUGGUUUGCUAGUCAACAACUUCUGGGUCUAACCCCAGCCAAAGAUGACAGCAGAACAACAUAAUUUACACUGUGAUUUAUCUUUUUGCUGAGGGGAAAAAUGUAAAAUGUUCUGAAAAUUCACUGCUGCCUUUGUGGAAAGUGUUUCAGCAAAGGUUCUUGUAUAGAGGGAAUAGGGAAUUUCAAAAUAAAAAAUUAAGUAUG
Leopardus geoffroyi (Geoffroy's cat) is the source of this 9468-nucleotide messenger RNA. It is a transcript of the gene UBR5, whose product is annotated as ubiquitin protein ligase E3 component n-recognin 5. The record is from RefSeq and is a predicted model, not a curated record. Gene Ontology annotation, cellular component: nucleus. Gene Ontology annotation, biological process: regulation of double-strand break repair; DNA damage response; protein polyubiquitination. NCBI's taxonomy places the organism in Eukaryota, Metazoa, Chordata, Mammalia, Carnivora, Felidae. Gene Ontology annotation, molecular function: ubiquitin-protein transferase activity; RNA binding; ubiquitin binding. The transcript has 58 exons. The coding region runs from base 588 to 9074 and encodes 2828 amino acids.